AUGUCUACGGUAGAAUAUUUGAAUUUCAUCUCGCAACAAGUUCACAUUUAUUUUGGUCUAACCAUCUUGAUCUUAGGAGUGAUCGGAAAUAUCCUCAAUGUCGUUAUCUUUACAACAUUGAAAACAUUUCGCGAAACAGCCUGUGCACUCUAUUUAACAAUUGUUUCACUUGUUAAUAUUUGUCAAUUGUUAAUUGCAUUGCUUAUUCGAAUACUUAGUGAUGGAUUCAAUAUGGAUAUACGAAAACGAUCGUCAGUGUGUAAAAUUUAUAUCUUUGUGAUUGUUUGGUGUUUACUAACAUCAAUUAGUGGAUUGUGCUUAGCGACCAUUGAUCAAUGUAUAUCAAUGACGAGAUAUCGUCGGCUUAGUAACUUACCCGCCGCACGACGGAAUGUUCUGAUCAUUUGCACUGCAUGGAGUCUUUAUAGUAUAUGGUUUAAUCGUUAUUGGGAUGUUUCUUCCGGGGAUUGUACAAUUAUCAAUCCAAAAAUCGUCAUAUAUGCCACGCGAUUUCAUUUUCCGAUACUUAUAGGUUGUUUACCGAUAAGUAUAAUGGUGACAUUUUCGUUAUUAGCAUAUUAUCACGCUCGAUCUUAUAUCCGGCAACCGAUUAAUAUUAUUUACUUGAGCCGUGAUCGACAAUUAACCGCAAUGACAUUGAUUCAUGUAUUGCUUUUCAUAAUCACAACGUUACCGUACGUUAUUUUUUAUAUUUAUUCAUGGUAUCGAACGGGCCAAGAUCCGACGCAAAUUGCUCUACAUAAUCUUCUUUACGCAAUUAUAAUUCUAAUCGACUUUGUUGUUUAUGGUGGUUCAUUUUACUUGUACUGUUGUGUUUCGGAACGGUUUCGAAAACAAUUUAUUUAUGUAUUAGCUAAGCUCUGUAUCAAUCCAUGCCAACAAUGGACUCAUACACAAGUAGUACCAAGAAUGGAAGUGCUUCUUGACGGACAUCAUGCACGGACGAGAACAAUUCAUGAAGCUAUUUCGAUGCCGUGUAGAACAGUGUAA
This is a messenger RNA of Adineta ricciae, 1011 nucleotides long. The record is from the annotation of a GenBank genome assembly. Lineage: Eukaryota; Metazoa; Rotifera; Eurotatoria; Adinetida; Adinetidae.